This is a messenger RNA of Bipolaris oryzae ATCC 44560, 1455 nucleotides long. RefSeq lists its product as uncharacterized. The transcript has 3 exons. Bases 1 to 1455 code for a protein of 484 amino acids. NCBI's taxonomy places the organism in Eukaryota, Fungi, Ascomycota, Dothideomycetes, Pleosporales, Pleosporaceae. The record is from RefSeq and is a predicted model, not a curated record.
AUGUUAUUGGAUAAAGGACACAAGCUAUUGAGGCUCAAAAGCUCUCUAAGGCGUCACAUAACAAUAGCUGAACAAGGAAAAUCGUCUAUCUGUACUUUCGCAACAUCCGAGGAAUACGAUAGUUUAACAACCCGCGGUAGUACCGGCAAGGCUGAAGAAUUCAACAUGGAGAUUGACACGCCAACACAACUUCCCAUGUUCAAUUCUGCGCAUACUGAGCAGAAGCUGAUGCCUCGUGCAGCUCCGCCCACAGGUAUCCUAAGUAUGGAUGACUUCAUGAAGCAGAAUCAGGAUGAGCACCAGGCGCAACGUGAGGCGAGAUAUGCCACUGCUGGUCCUCCAACAAGGAAGCCAAAGACAAGUGAAAAUGCGACGCCGCUCACCCCAGUUGCGGUUGGUGCUCGGUCAUCCAAGCACACGAUACUUUUGCAUGAAAAGUAUCAAGCCCUUGGUAUCCCGCAACCGCUGUUCACUUAUGAGGGGAGCAGCAGCUCAAGCUGGGCUGCCAGAGUUAGCUUUCCUGGUCUCGAAAAUGUCGAGGAACUGCAAGGGCUGAGUGGGGAUAAGGGAUGCAACAGCAAGCAGGAGGCCAAGGAAGCGUUGAGUGAGAAAGCGCUGGCAGUGUUGGAAGAGAUGGAGAGGCAGGGUAGAGUGAAGAAGGUUGAGAAGAAUCGGAAGAAGAGUGUGGGAGGGCAGCUAGAGCAGCAGCAGAGCCUAGGGGAGAAGGAGCCAGUAGAAAACUAUGUCGGCAAGCUACUUGAAUACCAACGCGCAACCUCCGGCCCCCAACCAACCUACAACGACUACCAAUCCGGCACUCAGUUCGCCUGCCUGCUAACCCUCGAAGGCCACCCUCACCCCUUCGGCACCCUAACCUCUCUCUUCUCCUCGAAAAAAGCCGCCCGUCAAGACGCCGCCCGCCACGCCGUCGAGCACUUCAAAGCCCUGGGCACCUGGCCCCAAGACACGCCCAUCGGCGGCAUCAAGAAGAAGAAGAAAGCCCAACAACCUUUCCCCCCUCCAUCAUCUUCUUCUUCUCCCCCCUCCUCCUCCUCGGUCCUGUCCCCCAUCCAACCCCCCUUUCCAAACCAAACUCCCACUGUUAUUGCUAUUGGCACUGGUACUACCAGCUUCGCCCAACGCGUCGCCACCCUCGCCGCCACCCUCGCCCUCCCUACCCCAGAAUGGAAAUACGUCUCCCACCCUUCCGACCCAAACUUCCAUUCUGUCGCGUGUUUCUUCCGCGGUGCGGGUCCCCAUGAGGGACCGAUUGGCGAGGUGCGGAAUGUGUUUGGGAAGAAGAAGGCCAAGGAGGAAUGUGCGAGGCUGACGUUGGAGUAUUUGCUUGAUGUUAGGGAGAAGAGGAGGGCGUAUGGGGCGAGGAUGAUGGCGGGGGUGGAGAGUGGGGAGAGUGAGGAUGAGUUUGUUGAUGCGGAGGAGGGGAGUUUGAUUUGA